This is a messenger RNA of Apis laboriosa (Himalayan honeybee), 1719 nucleotides long. RefSeq lists its product as uncharacterized. Gene Ontology annotation, biological process: activation of protein kinase activity; positive regulation of cyclin-dependent protein serine/threonine kinase activity. Gene Ontology annotation, molecular function: protein kinase binding; cyclin-dependent protein serine/threonine kinase activator activity. Gene Ontology annotation, cellular component: protein kinase 5 complex; cytoplasm. The transcript has 4 exons. NCBI's taxonomy places the organism in Eukaryota, Metazoa, Arthropoda, Insecta, Hymenoptera, Apidae. The record is from RefSeq and is a predicted model, not a curated record. The coding region runs from base 736 to 1719 and encodes 327 amino acids.
AAGGGGGAGAGAAGAGGGUCGUUCAGGUCGCAGGUAGAAGUCAGCAGGCUGGGAGGUCGGCUGAGCGAGGUGGUGGGUCCCGUCGUGGAGGAGGCCAUCGAGCCAGGGGAUGCCACCCCGUUGACGGGACCCUCGAGGGAGUCCUCGGUUCCCCGAGCCCCCCCGCCACCCCCACAUCGCGUCACCACAUUGAAACCACCGAGACCUCCGCCCACUACGUCUCAGCAAACACAGGAUCCGGGUCAUCAGACCCAGGAGGUGAACUCGGACGCUCAGAAUCCGGGUCAUCAGGCCCAGAAUCCUGGACAACAGACGCAGAAUCCGGAACACGAGGAAUCUCAGAAGCCGGAUCGCUCGAGCCAGAAUCCAGGCCACUCGGCCCAGAACCCGGCCCACAAUCAUCACAAUCCCGCCCAACAGACCCAGAGAACGGAGCAAUCGGGUCAGAACCCAGGUCACCAGGCUCAGAAUCCUGGCCAUCAGGGUCAAAACCCGGCCAACCCGAGUCAGAACCCAGGUCAUCAGUCGGCGAAUCCGGGUCAUCAGACUCAAAACCCUGGACACCAGCCCCAAAACGUGAGACAACAGAGUCAAAAUCCCGGUCAUCAGGCGACGCAGACGCAACAACAGCCGCAGCCACCGUCUCAACCGCAACCGCAACCACCGCCACCACCACCCCCACCACAACAACAACAACAACAACAACAACAACAAGUAGAGAACCGAACCAGCAGCAUGGGUACCGUGUUGUCGUUCAGCCCGCGUGACAGACGCGGUUCCGUGUAUCCACCACCGGGUCAUCAGCAUCCCGCUGAUUUCACGUUGAACAAUUUCAAUUACGAGCAGUUGAACAACGCGAAGAACCGAGAGAACAAGAGCGGCGUUGCUACGGUGGCGCCGGCGCCGCCUACGAAUCAUCCGCCUACGAACAAUAACUCGUUGCAAAACAACAAUAUCAACCUGAACAACAACGACAACGCGAGGAUCAUCUCGGAGAAGAACGCCCUCGAGAAGAACCUGAAGAAACACUCGUUGUUCAUAAACGCGUUAUCGUGGAAACGGUUCAGCACGUCGAACAAUAACAAGAAGAAGCUCGACAAUAAGAACAAGAACAUUGGGUUCAGGCAACCGCUCGAUAACAUACCCAUCGUCGAUAAGAAUAAGAACAUACAGACGCCUCAGACGAAACCGCCGGCGUCGAACAACAAUCACAACACGCACAACCCGACGUGCGAGAAGCUCGUGCAGAAGCCUUUGCCUCCGAAGCCAAGGAAAACCGUGAUCCAGGCAUCGACCUCGGAAUUGCUCAAAUGCCUCGGCGUCUUCCUUCACAGGAAAUGCACUCGUUUAAGAGACUUCCAGGCUGGAGACGCUGUCAUGUGGCUGAGGACUGUCGACAGAAGCCUGCUGCUUCAAGGAUGGCAGAUGCCACUUAAUUCGAUGUUAAGUGGUGCGCAUAACAACGACGGUCAUCGAGGCGAUGACUGUAAUGGCGGAAUACACUUUCUCAGAAAUUGUGCUGCCUCGUAUGAAACAGAGUGGAAAAAAAGUAAAAGUUUACAGAGGGUUCUAGUAGGGAUGCAGGCCGCUCACCCCUGGCAAAUAUCGACCAGGACCAAUAUAUCUACUUUGUUCAUACUCGUGCUCCGUGUCGCCGUUUUUCCACCCUCCUCCAACGCUUUGGCCAUGUUACAACCAAGCAGGUGUACUCCUCUGUGA